Messenger RNA from Trichomycterus rosablanca, 1334 nucleotides. It is a transcript of the gene cibar1, whose product is annotated as CBY1 interacting BAR domain containing 1. Gene Ontology annotation, cellular component: ciliary basal body; ciliary transition zone. The transcript has 9 exons. The record is from RefSeq and is a predicted model, not a curated record. The coding region runs from base 161 to 1051 and encodes 296 amino acids. Gene Ontology annotation, biological process: cilium assembly. NCBI's taxonomy places the organism in Eukaryota, Metazoa, Chordata, Actinopteri, Siluriformes, Trichomycteridae.
CAGCUCCAUGGAAACCACCCACAGCGUUCUCACGUAGUGGAUCUGAGAUAAAUUAGCCACUUAGCUAACGACUUUAUCUGCGCUUUUUUGAAUAAUUUAGGAUUGUCGCUUCGAAAUUAUUUAUUCUAAUUGUUUAUCACCUCGUUGGUUUUGGAAUAUCAUGAUUCGCACCCCAGACGCAAGAGCGAGGGACACCCAGACCAAGCAGAUCCAAGACAGCAUCACCCAUGUGGAGAAGCACUUUGGAGAGCUGUGCCAGCUCUUUGCAACAUACGUUCGUAAAACUGCACGACUAAGAGACAAAGCUGACCUGCUGGUCCAAGAGAUCGGCCUCUAUGCUGACACAGAGACUCCAAACCUGAAAAAUGGGCUGCGGCAUUUCGCAGAUCAACUCGCCAAAAUUCAGGACUAUCGCCAAGCGCAGGUGGAAAGACUUGAUGCCAAAGUAGUGGAGCCAUUGAAAGCCUAUGGUAACAUUGUGAAACAGAAAAGGGAGGACCUGAAACUCACCCAGACUGCCAGGAGCCGAGAAGCAAAGCAGAUGCAGCAGCUGGAGAGAACGAGACAGAAAAAUCCUUCAGACAGACAGAUUAUUUCACAGGCUGAGAGCGAGCUGCAGAGAGCCACGAUGGAUGCCACUCGCACCACUCACCAACUCGAGGAGACAAUAGACAUGUUUGAAAGGCAGAAAAUCCGAGACAUCAAGAAAAUCUUUGGGGAGUUUAUAACUGUAGAGAUGACAUUUCACGCCAAAGCGUUGGAGGUGUAUACUACCGCCUAUCAGCACAUCCAGAAUGUGGAUGAGGAGGGUGAUCUAGAGGUAUUUAGAAGCUCACUGCACCCGCCUGACUAUCAGUCACGCUUAGAGAUCGUCCGCGCCAAUUCCAAAACAUCCCUAAAUCACACUGGUACAUACAUGAGUAAAUCAGGGACCAUACAGUUGAGGACUCCAAGGACACAAGGGAAAGCAGGUGAGGAGGACGACGAUGAGGAGGAUGAUGAAGAGGACGAUGAUGGUGAUUUGGAGGAAGUUACAGAUGAUGAAAAAUGAUCAGAAUUCUUGCGCCACAGUAUUUCGACAGUGUUAUACUGUACUGUGUUAAUAUUCCUAGACUGUACAGCCAUGAAUCUGUUUUUACAUCCACCAGAAUUUAUUUUGUGACAAGCCAGUUAGUAAUGUGGCUAUAAAUGUGCCUCUCAUUUUAACUGCCAGAAAUGAAAUGCCUUUAAAUCUCCUGUGCCAAAAUUUUGCAUGCAGUGUUAAAAUCAAUAUGUUGAAUAUGUAGUACUAGUAUGUGCACUAACCUAAUAAACCAAGUGUUAUUUCUGAUAAA